UAUGUUCUUAUUUAUAAAUAGAAGAUUAUGGAGAUUUGCUACUCAAAAGUAUUCAUGAUAGUUUAUCAAGAAUAUAUAAGGAUUCCACUAAAUUAUCUUAAGAAGAAAUAUCGAAAAUACUAUUUAAAGAUGAGGAGCCUUUUACAAACAAUGUUAAUUAGAAUCUAGAUAAUCAAGUUACUAUUGACACUUUGUAUGAAAAAUCCAAUAUCAAUGAACUAUUGGAUAUUAUACAAAAAAAGGCCUAAUAAGAAAUUACUCCGAAAGAAGAACCGAAACCACCUACGAGAUAAGAUUUACCAUAAAAAUAUGGUUUACCUAUAAAAAAUGUGGGUUUAGAUCUCACAGUUGAGAAAGUGGAGUAAUGAAUUUAAGUCAAUAUUAAUUUGCAGACCUCCUAAGACAGUGACAAUGAAGAUGUUUGAAAUUCUUAAAUUAAAUGAACAUACUUCUUAUUAAGAAUAUGAAAAUGCUAUUUAACAAUUUAAAGAAGGCUUGUAUGGAAAUGCAGUCAGACCUUUUUAUGAAGUUAGAAAUGAAAUGAAAGAAACAUUAAAAGAGGAUGCUAUACCCUAUGCUUUACUGAAUAAUAAUAAAUAUAUGGAAGAAAUAAGAGAGAAUAGGGCACUUAAUAUAUCUAUACCUGGUACAAUAGAAACUGAGCAUGCACAUAGAUUCUUGAAACUUAGACCUGUAGAAGAAUUUAGACAUACUCCUUUAAUCCCUAUAUCUGAUAGAUAAAUGAGAGAAUAUUAAGAAAAGGUAGAAGCUUAUCAUAGAAAAGGAGUCUAUUUAGAAGUUUCAAGAGAAUAACUUUAUUUUGCUUCAUUUGUUGCAGGAAUUUUGUAUAUUAUGUUUAGAAUGUUUCAAUGGGUUCUAAAGAAGGAAGAAGAAUCAGGCUUACAAUUUUAGAGACUCAAAUUAAGAAGAAUGGGAAUGGCUUAUGAGGUUGUUUGA
This is a messenger RNA of Paramecium pentaurelia, 957 nucleotides long. The record is from the annotation of a GenBank genome assembly. Lineage: Eukaryota; Ciliophora; Oligohymenophorea; Peniculida; Parameciidae.